AUGAACGAUGACGAUGACGUGGUCCUGGUGGGGGAGGAGGCCCCGCCUCCAGACCUCCUCCCGUCGGCCCGGACGGAGGACAUGUCCGUGGCGGUGCCGAGCCCGGGGUCGCCCGCGGCCUCCAGCCUGCCCCCGGCGGAGCCCAUCGUCAUCGAGGACGAGGACGAGCGGCCGGACGCCUCGGCCUCCAGCCGCAUCGCCACGCUGGCCGCCACACGGCGCACACGUGAAGGAGACCCGGUCCUCGGGGACCAGAACGGGCUCCGGAUCGGCAGCACCUUCAGCCUGAGCGCCGACGCCCCGCCGGGCCGACCCACCUUCAACCCGGGGAGGGGCUCCGGACCCCCGGGCCAGCUGGUCCACAACGGGGACUCGGGGACCCACAACAGACCAGACUCGUGGAUCUCCCAGUCUGCUUCAGCGCCCCGGAACCAGAAGCAGACGGGGGUCGACCCGCCGGCCUCCUCCUCCCCCAGAGGGCCGGGCCAGACCUCCAGCGCCCAGCCCAGGACGGUCAAGGUGACCUGUGCCAACUGUAAGAAGCCUCUGAAGAAAGGCCAGACGGCCUACCAGCGCAAGGGCUCCACCCACCUGUUCUGCUCCACCCCCUGCCUCUCCGCCUUCUCCCACAAGCCCGCCCCCAAGAAGACCUGCACCAUGUGCAAGAAGGACAUCACGACCAUGAAGGGCACCAUCGUGGCCCAGGUGGACUCCAGCGAGUCCUUCCAGGAGUUCUGCAGCACCGGCUGCCUCGGCGCCUACGAGAACAAGCAGAACCCGCCCAAGUCUGGACUCAAGACCAAAUGCACCGUCUGCGGCAAGCUCACCGAGAUCCGCCACGAGGUUAGCUUUAAGGCCGUGACCCAUAAGAUCUGCAGCGACUCGUGUUUCAACGUUUACCGCCGGGCCAACGGCCUGAUCAUGAACUGCUGCGAGCAGUGUGGCGACUACCUGCCCAGCCGAGCGUCCGCCAACCACUUUCUGCUGGUGGACGGCCAGCAGAAACGCUUCUGCUGCCAGGCCUGCAUCACGGAGUACAAGCAGGCUCACAGUAAACUGGCGACGUGCCUGACUUGCAAGACGCUGAUCAAGACGGGCGAGGUGCUGCACAGCCUGGGGGCGGGCGGCUCCACCAUGGGCUCCUACUGCGCCGUCAGCUGCAUGAACAAGGGCAAGCUGGCCUCCACCUCCUUCAUCAACUCUGAGCCGUCCUGUCACUCCUGUAAGAGGAACUCGUUGCCGCAGUACCAGGCCACGCUGCCAGAGGGCGACAUCCUCAACUUCUGCAGCUCUCCGUGUGUCGCCAAGUUCCAGAACGCUGGUCUUCAAGCGACCGCCAACGGGCAGCCGGCCCGGGUGCAGCUGAAGUGUAACUACUGCCGAGGAGCCUUCAGCCUGAAGCCCGAGACGCUGGAGUGGGAGGACAAGGUGUUCCAGUUCUGCAGCCGGACGUGCUGCGAGGACUACAAGAAGCUGCACUGCAUCGUGACGUUCUGCGAGUACUGCCAGGAGGAGAAGACGCUGCACGAGACGCUGCGCUUCUCCGGGGUCAAGAGGCCGUUCUGCAGCGAAGGCUGCAAGCUGCUGUUCAAGCAGGACUUCAUCCGGCGGCUGGGCCUGAAGUGCGUGAGCUGCAACCACUGCAGCCAGCUGUGUAGGCGGGGCCUGAGCCGGCAGCUGGGCGGCGUGACACGGGACUUCUGCAGCGAGGGCUGCGCCCUGCAGUUCAACGACUGGUACUACAAGGCGCUGAGGUGCGACUGCUGCAAGGUUCAGGGGAGCCUGACGGAGUCGGUGAUGUGGAGAACCGAGAUGAAGCACUUCUGUGACCAGGAGUGUCUCCUGAAGUUCUACCUGCAGCAGAGCGAGCCCAUCAUGGUCACGCAGAAGGGCCCGGAGAACUGCACCCUGGGCUAUGAGCUGCAGGGGCCCAGACUCGGGCUGGUGAGCCAGGGCACGGCGGCGUGCGCCGGCGGCGGCGCGGUGAGGGACGUGAAGAACAAGGCGGUGCUGUGCAAGCCGCUGACGCUCACCAAGGCCACCUACUGCAAGCCUCACAUGCAGAGCAAGCUGCUGCAGACGGACGUGGACGACGGCGUGAAGAGGGAGUACGUCCCGGUGCCCAUCCCCGUGCCCGUCUUCAUCCCCGUGCCCAUGAGCAUGUACGCUCAGAUCACGCCGGCUCUGCUGCCGCUGCCCCUCCCUAUCCCGGUGCCCGUGUUCCUGCCCACCAGCCUGCAGGGGGCGGAGCAGAUCCUCCAGACCAUCAAGGAGCUGAAGGACCAGCUGCCCUCAGGCCCCGCCCCCCUCACAGAGGACCAGCACACAGAUGUCAAGCUGGUGCCGGUAAAGAUGGAGUGCAGAGUAGAGGUCUCCAGCUGCAGCUCUGAGAAAGAGGAGGAGCAGGCUGCAGAGGAAGAGGAGAUGCAGGCUGCAGAGGAAGAGGAGAAGCAGGCUGCAGAGGAAGAGGAGAAGCAGGCUGCAGAGGAAGAGGAGAAGCAGGCCACUGAGGAAGAGGAGAAGCAGGCCGCUAAGGAAGAGGAGAUGCAGGCUGCAGAGGAAGAGGAGAAGCAGGCUGCAGAGGAAGAGGAGACGCAGGCUGCAGAGGAAGAGGAGAAGCAGGCCGCUGAGGAAGAGGAGAAGCAGGCUGCAGAGGAAGAGGAGAAGCAGGCUGCAGAGGAAGAGGAGAAGCAGGCUGCAGAGGAAGAGGAGAAGCAGGCCGCUGAGGAAGAGGAGAAGCAGGCCGCUAAGGAAGAGGAGAUGCAGGCUGAAGAGGAGAAGCAGGCUGCAGAGGAAGAGGAGAAGCAGGCUGCAGAGGAAGAGGAGAAGCACGCCGCAGAGGAAGAGAAGCACACCGCAGAGGAAGAGGAGAAGCAGGCUGCAGAGGAAGAGGAGAAGCAGGCUGCAAAGGAAGAGGAGAAGCAGGCCGCUGAGGAAGAGACGCCAGAGAAAAAGGAGAAGAAGGAGCAAGGGGAGGAGGAAGAGGAAGAGAUGCCAAAGGAGGAGGAAGAGGAUGAAGAGGAGGAGUAUGAGCCCGAGCUGGACCUGGAGGCCGACUUCCCUCAAGCCUCUGACCCGGUCCCGGAGGGAAUGGACCAGGACUUGGACUUAUCUCACCCUCCAGUCCUGGACAAGGAGUCGGCACCUCGACCUCAGCCCAGGAGACAGGGCCACAAGAGGCGGGCCCUGGAGGAGGGCUCGGAUCAGGCCACGCCCACUUCCUCCCGGCGCUCGCUACCUCUCAAAGCUCGCUACGGCGUCAACGCCUGGAAGCGCUGGGCGCUGUCUUCUCCCGACCAAUCAGAAGACACCAGAGUGAAGGACGGCCCCACCCCCGCUCGCUCCAACAGCAACCUGCUGGCGCUGAGUCCGGAGGAGCUGAGCGCCGCUCUGUCGCGGUUCGUGCGGGAGGCGUGUCGCCCGGGCGGCGAGCGCUACUCGCCCGACAGCAUGCUGUACCUCUGCCUGGGCAUCCAGCAGCACCUCCAGGCGCGUGGCCGCGCGGACGACGUGUUCAGCGACCCGAGCUACCGGCGCUUCGGAGAGCAGCUGAACGCGGUGCUGCGGGACUGGAGGCCGCGCGUGCUGUCUGACGGCUCCCCGUGUGGCCGGGUGGAGGAGUGCAGUCUGUGGAGCAGCCGGCAGCUCGGGGGCCAGAGUCCGGCCGCUCUGCUGCGCUCGCUGGUCUACCUGAACACCAAGUACCUGGGUCUGCGCACGGUGGAGCAGCACCUGCACCUGUCCUUCUCCAGCGUGUACGGCCUCCGCCUGCCCCCCGUGGCUCAGGACCCCCGCGUGCAAACGGCGUCGAGGAAGAGGAAGCUCCGCCCCCUGGAGGACGGCGGCUCAGGAGGCGUUCGCUGCCCGGUGAAGAAGCACGAGUGUCAGCUGUACGACCUCUACAGGUCCAAGUGCCCCCCGUCCUUGCGGCAGCGCCUGGACGUAUUCUACGUCCAGCCCGACCCGGCCUGCGGCCCCGGAGACCCGCUGAGCUUCAGCUCCACGCCGCUGGAGCGCCCGGUGCUGGAGAGCCUCCUCACCAGAGUCCUCCUGGUCCGAGACCUGUACCCGGACCAGGGGGGGGGCGAGGAAGACGAGGAGGAAGAGGAGCGGCCACUUUGACCGGCGUCUCCUCCUGGUGAGGAUGAUGAAGAGCAGCCGGGGUGUCGUGAGAGGCUUCCUGGCAGCCGAUUGGUCGAUACGGCAUCCAUUUGAUGUGAUCGUUAAGGAACAAUAUAAACUUCCGUAGAUUUAUUUUUGGGGUCAAUCGUCUCAGAUGAAUUAUGACCACGAGGUCAUCGGCUGCAGCUGAAGAGCCCCCCCCCCCCAUGUAGCAUCAUGAGCCUGAGUUAUUUAGAAGUGUACAUAUCACCUUCAGCUUGAAUACAACGCGCCCCUCCCCCGAAGCCUUUAUUUAUAUUUCUAUAUAAAGGCAGAUUAUUUAUUUAACUUUUUAUUAGUUUGACUCUUGUGAUUUCUUUUGGGCGACGCUUCCUCGUUCACACCCUGCUGCAGCCCCUCGCCUCUGUGUGUGUAUACAUAUUUAUCUAUAUAUAGACGUACACAGUGCUAACUUGAAGGAAUUUUCGGAGCUCCACAGACUAUUUUUUUACGGUUUCUCCUCCUGACCUUCGUGUUCGUGGCUUUCGGUCCUUUUUUAAACUUUAUUUACUUUAUAAACUCGUGUAAAUGACGGUUGGACAAUAAACAUUUUUUUUGCCUUGA
Messenger RNA from Pseudoliparis swirei, 4725 nucleotides. RefSeq names its product zinc finger, MYM-type 2 (gene zmym2). Gene Ontology annotation, molecular function: zinc ion binding. Bases 1 to 4122 code for a protein of 1373 amino acids. NCBI's taxonomy places the organism in Eukaryota, Metazoa, Chordata, Actinopteri, Perciformes, Liparidae. The record is from RefSeq and is a predicted model, not a curated record. The transcript has 24 exons.